This is a messenger RNA of Malus domestica (apple), 1334 nucleotides long. Its product is annotated as E3 ubiquitin-protein ligase SDIR1-like. Gene Ontology annotation, molecular function: ubiquitin protein ligase activity. NCBI's taxonomy places the organism in Eukaryota, Viridiplantae, Streptophyta, Magnoliopsida, Rosales, Rosaceae. The record is from RefSeq and is a predicted model, not a curated record. Gene Ontology annotation, biological process: ubiquitin-dependent protein catabolic process; protein ubiquitination.
UGUCGUAGCGAAACACUAAUUGAACUAAAAUCUUCGUAGAGUCGUUAAACAAACCAAUUCCGACAGACAAAACAAAAAGCUUAAAGCUUUUUCCGCGGCGAAACGCGUCCGAGUCAACUCAGAUCUCUGCACGCUCCAACUCGCUUCCUUUCUUCCACCGAAGAAGCGCUUGCACGGCGUUUUCGUGAAAACGCUGCCGUUUCUUGUGAUCUGAGCCAUCUGAAGUCGUUUCUUUUCUUUCAGUGAAUUGGAAAGUCAGUGACUUCAUAGUUUGAGCAGAGAGGGUUUUGGAACUCUACAGACAUGAGUUUUGUAUUCCGGGGUUCCAGGGCGGAUAUCGAAAGUGGAUUCCCAGAAUUUAUACCAGAGCGGCGUGCAAUGCGCGUUCAUCCACCACGCUCUGUCAAUUCCAACUCACUUGCUUUUCUUGUCACAGUUCUUUUGCUGUUCAUGAUACUGAACUCACACCAGAUGUCACCAAAUUUUCUGCUCUGGCUAGUUCUUGGUGUCUUUUUGAUGGCUACAACAUUAAGGAUGUAUGCAACCUGUCAACAACUUCAAGCUCAAGCACAGGCUCAUGUUGCGGCAGCCAGUGGCCUUCUUGGCCAUACUGAAUUGCGGUUGCAUAUGCCACCAUCGAUAGCCCUAGCAACAAGAGGGCGCCUUCAAGGCCUCAGGCUUCAGCUUGCACUUCUUGACCGGGAAUUUGAUGACCUAGAUUAUGAAACUUUGCGAGCUCUGGAUUCUGAUAAUGUUCCAGCAGCUUCUUCUAUGAGUGAGGAAGAGAUAAAUGCACUUCCGGUCCAUAAAUACAAGGUGCCAGGUCCUCAAAUUGGUGCUUCAUCAAUGCAACAAGCUUCAUCUUCAGCACCUGCUGAGAAGAAGCAAGAAACUGUCGACACGGUUGGGAGCACAAAAGCAGUGGAAGAUGAACUGACUUGUAGCGUUUGCCUGGAGCAAGUUACUGUGGGAGAACUAAUCCGCAGCCUUCCAUGCUUGCAUCAGUUCCAUGCUAGUUGCAUUGAUCCAUGGCUGAGGCAGCAGGGAACCUGUCCGGUAUGUAAAUUCCGAGCAGGAUCAGGGUGGCAUGAAAAUGGAGAAGCUGGAACGGAUGCUUCUUACAUGGUUUAAUUAUAACAGAGUAACUAGUAGAUGUACCUACCUGCAUAGUUAGGCACACUGAUGGAUCAGAUUCAAGGGUUAUGCCCAGCAUUGGCAUUGCUGUAAUUAUCUUGACAUUUAGGCAUUGAAAUGGCUAUAUUAUGCCCUCAAUACAACAAAUUUUGUGUAUUUUGAAAUCCGUAUAAAAAAGAUGCUCUUUGUAGACCACAUGA